This is a messenger RNA of Neltuma alba, 1332 nucleotides long. Its product is annotated as zinc finger A20 and AN1 domain-containing stress-associated protein 8-like. The coding region runs from base 471 to 986 and encodes 171 amino acids. NCBI's taxonomy places the organism in Eukaryota, Viridiplantae, Streptophyta, Magnoliopsida, Fabales, Fabaceae. The record is from RefSeq and is a predicted model, not a curated record. The transcript has 2 exons. Gene Ontology annotation, molecular function: DNA binding; zinc ion binding.
GUUAUUAAAGAUUGUGUAUUUUACAGAAGUUUUACAUCCUUGAUUAAGGCCUUGUGCAGAAACAUGCUUAAAAUUUGAGAUGCUCUGGUUGACCAGAUCCUAGAUUAAACUAGCGUCCCUUCCAUAUGAAAGUUCUCACUCAAGUAUGAUAACUCUAUCUCAUGUUGCCCUGUGUGUGUGGAUCCUUUCGACAAAUGAAAUUAGAGAAAUAUGAGGCUACUAGUAACCAUGAAAAUGCAAAAACCGAUUAAGAAAAACAAGCUUUACAUCAAAUGAAAAAGUUACAUAUGAAAAGCAACAUUACCGAUUAAGAAGUUGACAUUAAUUGGGAUCAGAAAAAAAUUAAUUUGCCCAAAUCUUGGCCUAUUCAUUCAGUCCUUCAUUAUCAAGUAAACUUUCCUGCCCGAAAGCUGCAACUUUUUUCCAUUCACCAGUGUCCUUAUUUAAUUUAGUAGGAAAGUUGAGAAAAGAUGGACCAUGACAAGACUGGAUGUCAAGCUCCUCCGGAAGGUCCUAUAUUGUGCAUCAAUAACUGUGGAUUUUUUGGAAGUGCUGCCACCAUGAACAUGUGUUCUAAGUGCCACAAAGACAUGAUGUUGAAACAGGAGCAGGCCAAGCUCGCGGCGUCGUCUAUUGGGAAUAUUAUGAAUUCAUCAAGCGGCAGUGGAAAUGAACCUGUUGUUUCUGCAAACGUGAAUAUCACAGUCAAUACACUAGAGCCUAAAACUACAUCCGAAGAACCCUUUUUGGGUUCAGGCUUGAAGGAGAAUGGUGAGGCAAAGCCGAAGGAUGGACCCAAACGCUGCAGCAGCUGCAAUAAGCGGGUUGGUUUGACAGGGUUCAGUUGUCGGUGUGGUAACCUGUUCUGUGCUGCACACCGCUACUCAGACAAGCACAAUUGUUCCUUCGAUUACCGCAGUGCUGAAAGGGAUGCCAUAGCUAAAGCAAACCCAGUUGUCAAGGCUGAAAAGCUCGAUAAGAUCUAGGUCCAAUGUAUUGAGGUUUCAUCCAUGAGUUGAUGUUAUGCUCGAUUUCAUCAUGAGAUGACCCGAGUUUCCUCCUUUUUCUUUUAUGUUCUUAUUAUGUUGUAUGUGGUCGGGAGCUCGGAAUUGUUGGACAUCUCUGCAGUUUGAAGCACUAUUUCAUGUGAUUGGAGGAAAAAGAUGUUGAUCCAAGUGUUUGUCAUCUUUAAAUCUCUCCUGGUUUGGUGAAAGUUGGCUUAUCAUUAGCUUUGUAAUGCGCCUACUUUGUUCCAUAUGGCAUCUGGGUAACGAGAACCAUGUGUAAAAUAUUGGCACUCUAAAUCAUGACGGUUUCAUAGCAACUAUUAAA